GCCGUACUCGAGUUCUCGUUUCUAACUUUGAAGUUGAAGCAUGGUGCAUAUGCAGUCAAAACUUCGUGUUUCAUUUCAAUAACAUCGAUCGGCAGUCAUUGGUGACACUGAUGAUUUCUGUCGUGGAUGUCUGCACGGGUUCUAAGCAGGCGUUUGGCUCGCCUCUACCUUCAUGCCACCCCCAGGCAAGCGGUUGCCUUUGUCAGGGGCCGCAGCUUUGACUCUGACAAUGCAGAGAAGGCACAGCAGCAGCGGGAAGAGGAGGAUGAAGAGAAGGAUGCGCCGUCUUUGCUUCUGGCGGGGCAGUACACGCUGCAGUAUAAUCCCUCGGCCUACUAUCGGCCUGUGGUAAGGAUAGGGAAGUCCGUCCCCCAGGGCCAGUCAAAGACUCUGGAUGAGUCGCCCCAGCUUGGCCUUGCUCCCGCUCUCCGACAGCAGAGCAACAUCUACAGCAUCAGCUCAUCCCGCCACCUCUCCAUCACCAAGAACACACUACUGGAUCUUGCAUUCAGCAGAGACAACGGCGCUAAGGACAAGGCUGCCACCCCUCUGCCCUCCCAAGAUGUUCCUCCGGACGUCCAGGUGGAUCCCCGUGCCUUCCAGCUGUGCCGACCGGAGUACCGCAGCUUCACCCACGACCUCUCCUCAAGGCCCCCCACUCUUCCAUCGAAACAGACCUCCCUGAUCCUGCACAAGGUGACUGUGCUCAAGGGCAGCAUGAUGCCGGCGGACAUUGCUCGCUUCCUGUGCGACCUGGGCGCACUGCCCGCGCAGCAGACGCCACUCGUCCGCGGCGAUUCGCGUUUCUAUAUGCUGCUGCGCUACAGCGUGGAGUCCCUGCAGGGCUUCACCAACGUCCAGCUCCUGGACGUGCUGCGAGCGCUGGUGCUGCUGGGCCUGCCGCCGACCCACAGCAUGCUGGAGCUCUACGAGGCCGAGUUUGUGCGCCGGGCGGCUGGCUUGGAGCUCCAUCAGCUGCUGCUGGCCGCUGACCUCUGGCGCUGCCUGGGCCGCACGGUCACCCGCUACCUGGAGCGCCUCGGGGACUGCAUCAGCGUCCACUUCUGCCAGGUGGGCGCGCCGGAGCUCGUGGAGCUGGUGUACCUGCUCGGCGAGGGCCGCAGGUGCUCGUCGUCCCUGCUCCAGCCCUUGGAGUACAUGCUGGUCAAGCACCUGGACAAGCUCCACCCGGAGGAAGUGGGCGCGUUGUGCCUGGGCCUAUUCAAGGCGCAGUGCGGGCUGAGUGGUGGGGCGGUGCGGAGGCUGGUGGACCGGGCGCUCGGCGUGGUCGGGGAGAUGAGCGACUUUGCGCUGGUGAACGUCAUGAAGCUGCUGCGUUUCAGCCACCUGGACCAUGUGGCAUGGCUGGAGGCCAUGGGCACCGAGAUCCCCCGCCGCGCCCCGAGGAUGGGCGUCCAGGGCCUGAUGCACGUGGUGCUCGCCUGCUCGGCACUGCACUACCGCGACAGCCGCAUCCUCCUGCCCGUUGCCAAGCGCGUGCCGGACAUCGCGCCCCACUGCCGCAGCAAGGACGCCUGUAAGAUGCUGUGGGCGUUCGGCACACUGGGCCUCCACCCGAGACAAUGCCCUGGACUCUACGCAACUCUCACCGAGGUGCUGCGCCAACGCGAGGCCGAUUUCCAGCGCUACCCCGAGCACCUGCUGACCGCCCUGCUGGGCCUGGCUUUCGCCGGACAGUUCCCACACGACCUGCUCGCACUGGCCCUGAGCCCCGAGUUUGUGAGCCGGGCAUCGGCGUCGCAGCGGAUGGAGCUGCGGAUGGACCUGUUCACAUUGGACGGCACCGUGGGCCUGGAGCUGCCCCAGUGGACGGGCCCGCGUCUGGGCGGUUCCGUGCGGGACGAGGUGACCCGGCUGCUGUGGGACUUCGCCCGUGAGGACGUGUGCCGCAAGCCCGAGGUGUUGGAGGCGGAGGCCGCGCUGCAGGAGCUGCUCGGGGGAGAGCGUUUCAUCCGCAAGCACAUGAUCCUCCCGCACACGCGCUCCAUCGACCUCGAGGUGCGUCUGGACCCGCAGGGCCAGCCGCUGCCGGUCGUCUCGGAGGAGGAGGAGGAGAGCCGAGGCGACGCUGAUCUUCCUCACUCCUCUGUCGAUAGGUACUUGGAUCAGGGCCACAGUGGGGUGACGCUGACUGACGACCUGCUGGCCCAGCUGACCAACAGGCGCAAACCUACGACACAAGCGCCCCCGCCGUCGCCGCCUCCGCUACUGCGCAACGUGGAGCCGGAAGGCGAGCACGAAGGAGUGUUCAGCGUCGGGGUGGACCUGACGGACGGCCUCCUGGGCUCUCUGACCAAACCCCGCCCCCAGACGCGGCAGAGAUUAGAGCGGACGAUCUUGCAGAUCGCCGUACAGGUGUCCAACAGGAACCACUACGGCUACCGGUCACAGCAACUCCUAGGCCUCCAUGCCCUGAAGCGCAGACAGUUGGCUCUUGCAGGGUACCAUGUUGUGGAACUUCCUUACUGGGAGUGGUUUCCACUACUGCGUCGCUCACGCACAGAGAAACUGGCCUAUCUGCACUGCAAAAUAUUUGGGAGUCUGAAAGAAUAACCGUCAGUUUUUUUUCUUUUUCUGUUACAUUUUUGGUGUUUUGUAAUGAAAUAAAAUAAAUGUUGCCUUAUGGACAAUCAACAAUCCUGAUAGUCUAGUCUUAUAUUAUGAAAUAUUUAAUGUAAUUCACAUUCACAGUGUCACUGCAAGUCAUUGUUGUCAACCUUUGUCAAGAAACCAGUGUGUAAUGUGACCGUAAUGUGCAACAGAGAGCCAAAACCUUCCUUCUGUCCCUGUCAGCUUAUUGAGUUUGUGUGCGUGGCGUCUUGAUUCCUUUUACAUCAUUCAUAUCAAGUCAUGUUUUCUGUAUUGUACUGUAUUCUGAACAGCAAUCUCUCAUUAGUCCUGGCCUUUUGUUUAUGUGCAUAUAUGCAGAAUAUUCAUGAGGUGUCCUCUGUCUUCCUUUUACAGUGAGGUCUUGACACAUAGUUGAACUUGCUGACCAUAAACUGGACCAUUUUUGAAAUUAAGACAAUUACUGUUUUCACAUUGAAGCAUUGAAAUGCUGCAAUAAACACUAAGGAAAAUAAUUAGCUGAUUGUAUACCUUCAUGACUGGACUAAAUAGUAUUUCAUCAGCUCAUAAACUCGUGUUCCCUGUGCUGGUGCUGGUGCCACAUCA
This is a messenger RNA of Alosa sapidissima (American shad), 3195 nucleotides long. RefSeq names its product FAST kinase domain-containing protein 5, mitochondrial (gene fastkd5). Lineage: Eukaryota; Metazoa; Chordata; Actinopteri; Clupeiformes; Clupeidae. Gene Ontology annotation, molecular function: RNA binding. Gene Ontology annotation, cellular component: mitochondrial matrix; ribonucleoprotein granule. Bases 127 to 2574 code for a protein of 815 amino acids. The record is from RefSeq and is a predicted model, not a curated record. Gene Ontology annotation, biological process: regulation of mitochondrial mRNA stability; mitochondrial RNA processing. The transcript is spliced from 2 exons.